Triticum dicoccoides is the source of this 792-nucleotide messenger RNA. Its product is annotated as golgin subfamily A member 6-like protein 22. Bases 7 to 627 code for a protein of 206 amino acids. NCBI's taxonomy places the organism in Eukaryota, Viridiplantae, Streptophyta, Magnoliopsida, Poales, Poaceae. The transcript has 2 exons. The record is from RefSeq and is a predicted model, not a curated record.
GAAGGAAUGAAAGCUCAAAUGGAAGAAACCAUGAUGCAGUGGCAAAAAGAGAUGGCUGUGGAGAGAGAAAAAUGGCAAAAAGAGAGUGAAAUCAUGUUCAGUAAAAUCAAAACCUUGGAGGAAGACAAGAUUAGAAACAAUGCUCUAUGGGCUAAAAAUGAAAACAGAAUCAGAGAAUUAGAAAAAAUUCAGACAGAGUUGCAGGAGAUUAGUAGAAAACAACUUGAAGAAAUCCAGAAGUUGGAACAAGAGGUUGCUAAUAGAGAGGAGUAUGAAAUGGAGUUAGCUAAUAUGGACCUUGAAGAUUAUGAGAAAGAGACUCAACAGAAAAAGGAAGAUACCGAGUCUGGAAAAUAUAAUGAGCCCACUGAUUAUAAUGCUAGCCAAGAAUCUAUUGGGACCUUGAGGGAGAAAAUGACUGAAAUACAUGGAAGUGAGAUCCUGGAUAAAGAGAGGGAGGAGAAAGAUGUUGAAAUCAAGAGAAGCAUGAGAAACAAAGGAAAAGAAGACAAGAAAAUUGAGGAUAUGGCUAAAAGCAGAGCUGAGGAGAGAGACAAUUAUGAUAAAGGAGCCACCAAGAAAAGCGUUGGAGCUGGGAGCAAGGGCGCUAGAGCAGGCAGCAAAUGAAGUGUUCACAGCCAAGCAGGAUUGGAGGAUCAACGUGGCUAGAUUGAAAUGAAUGAAUGAAGAAAGUCUCUCCUGCGGUGGUGAACCUGAUGUUUGGUGCUCCUGUAGAAUAGAUCUUUGGCUCCUUUUUUGCUGCUUUUGCUUCUGCGUUGAUGUAAUGACCCU